Molecule: messenger RNA, 4759 nt
Organism: Fundulus heteroclitus (mummichog)
Lineage: Eukaryota; Metazoa; Chordata; Actinopteri; Cyprinodontiformes; Fundulidae
Gene: jph2
Product: junctophilin 2
Exons: 6
Coding region: 378-2744 (788 amino acids)
Cellular component (GO): junctional membrane complex; sarcoplasmic reticulum; endoplasmic reticulum membrane
Source: RefSeq, a predicted model, not a curated record
GUCCAACUGCUGCGGCUGUCAGGGGGUAGCUGGGUGGCAGGGAAAGGGGGGGAAAGCCACCUGAGAAAGCCAUGUAAGAUCCCUGGCUUAUCAAGACGCACAUCCAAAUUUAUCCACAAUUCACUUAAAAAUUCGCAACACAAAAAUGAGUUUCAGGGUCGACGCGUCAACGGAGUAAUCGACGCAUCCAAACGCAAGACAACUUAUCCGGAGAGGUUAGGAGAAGAGCCCCCCAUGGAGAUCGCCACAGAAGAAACCCACUAAAGUUCACCUCACAUCUGCAUGCCAGGUGAAAGUGACGUCGGUAUCUCCGGACAGGUAAAGGGAAAGAGAAAAGCCCAGUUUCUCGUUUGUGCGUCUUGGAGCCGCGCGUCGGCAUGAGUGGAGGUCGCUUCGAGUUUGACGACGGCGGGGCUUACUGCGGAGGGUGGGAGGGGGGCAAAGCCCACGGCCACGGCAUCUGCACCGGACCCAAGGGCCAGGGCGAGUACUCGGGCUCCUGGAACUACGGCUUCGAGGUGGUCGGGGUCUACACGUGGCCCAGCGGGAACACCUACGAGGGCUACUGGUCGCAGGGCAAGCGCCACGGGCUGGGAGUGGAAACCAAAGGACACUGGAUUUACAGAGGGGAAUGGACUCAUGGCUUCAAAGGGAGGUAUGGGGUCCGGAUCAGCGUGGGCAGCGGAGCAAAGUAUGAGGGAACCUGGAAUAAUGGGCUUCAGGAUGGAUAUGGGACAGAAACAUACGCAGAUGGAGGUACUUACCAGGGCCAGUUCACCGGUGGGAUGCGCCAUGGCUAUGGUGUUCGGCAAAGCGUCCCCUAUGGCAUGGCAGCGGUUGUUCGUUCCCCUCUUCGUACCUCCCUGACUUCGCUUCGCAGUGAGCACAGCAAUGGCACCGUUCUACAGCAAGAUGUCCCGGUCAUCACCACCACCAAUGCUUCGGGAGAAGAAACACCGAUCACCACCCCUACCCACCUGGGACCGUCCCGUGGAGGCUUUGCUCUCACUCUCCAGGUGGAUCCUGAGGCAGUGAAGCCCAAGAAGAAGGGGCUGUUCAGAAGAGGCUCCCUGCUGGGUAAACUGAAGAAGUCCGAAUCAAGCACAUCGUUGUCCAGCCAGAAGAGCAAGAUCAGCUUCCUGAGGACGGAGUCAGCUCUGAGUUCCAACCUCAGUGACACAAACUCCACCAUUAGCGGCGAUGAGAGCCCGGCCGGAGUGGAGGAUUUCCCCCCGGUGGAGGCCGACAUUGACGCCACCACCACAGAGGUCUACAUGGGCGAGUGGAAGAACGACAAGCGCUCUGGAUAUGGAAUAAGCGAGAGAUCCAGCGGCCUGAAAUACGAGGGCGAGUGGCUCAACAACCAGAGACACGGGUAUGGCUGCACCACAUUUGCUGAGGGAGGGAAGGAGGAGGGCAAGUACGUAAACAACAUGCUGGUGAAGGCCAUGAAGAAGAGGGUGAUCCAGCUGAAGGGAACCAAGAUCAAGCAGAAGGUGGAGCGGGCGGUUGAGGGAGCACAGAGGGCUGCGGCCAUCGGCAAACAGAAGGCAGAAAUUGCUGCUUCUAGGACAGCCCAUGCAAAGGGCAAGUCAGACGGCGCUGAACAGGCUGCCUUGGCCUCCAACAGUGAGUCCAGUAUUGCCAGGCUGGUUGCCAAAGAGCUGUCGCCUUCCUUCUAUCAGCCAGGCCCUGAGUACCUGAAGAAGAGGGUUUUGCAUGAAGCUGUGGAAGACCAAGAGAAUCCAGACACUGAAUUGCAUGAGCCCCUGCUAGCCGAAGAGGAGCCUCUGCUGGCUAAUGAGGAGCCCCCGCCCACCCCACCCGAGAGUCCGCUCCUGAAUGAACUUGCUAGCCUUAUGCCUGGCUCGUCCCCAGCCCGAACCCCCUCCCCAAGCCCGGCCAUAAUCAACAAGGAGGACCCCAAACUCCUUGGUCCAAGAGCCUGGAAUGAAGACAAAUCCAUUAAAGGUGGUGGCACUAAGGGAAGCCUUAAACCCAGUAGUGCUCCUAGUAGUCGCUCCUCCACCCCUUCAGUGUCAGUUGCUGCCCCUACCUCAGCAGCGUCUGAACGUGGAGCAUCUUCCAGUAGUCGUCAACCGUCCCGCUCCCCGAGUCGUCUGAGUAACAAGAUUGAGGAGGGCUCAGACAUGGAGAUCAAACCACUUCAGAAAUUUGACUCUGAGGUAACAUCUCCAGACGCCACUCCAGCCACCGCCGUCCCAGAAACGAAUAGCCUCAUCUCACCAGAUGAAGAAGAAGAAGCUCCUCUUCCUGCUGCCAAUGUGCCCCCCAAAGCUGUGACCCCUGAGCCCAAAGCCCCUGAGGUAAAAACUGAAAGAGCUCCAUCCAUCAACGAGCGACCACCGUCCACCUCUGAGAAGAAAAGGCCAUCCAGGGAGGGGAGCAGGCCAGGCAGCAAAGCAGAAACAAGACCAUUACCAAAACGGCAGCCGAGUCCAGCUCCAACUCCAAAACGGCAACCAAGUCCAGCUCCAGCUCCAAAAUGGCAACCAAGUCCCACUCCACCUCCAAAAGCUGCUGCUAAUCAUGAACCUAAAACAGUUACAAAGCCAGUGGAAACCAAAGCCAUGGCUGCCAAACCAGCCGUAAAGUCCCUGGUGUCGAGUAAAGAGGGAACGGCCGAGUCUUCAGAACUGGAGGGCCCAAACACCAUCAUGGUGUGUAUGGUGAUCCUGCUCAACAUCGGCCUGGCCAUUCUCUUCGUUCACAUUUUGUCAUGAGACGUUUUGCCCCACAACAGGUCACAGGUGGUGUUGGACACUGAUGACGUUGCUCCUGCACCUCAUGGACCAGAGAUCAGAGACUCCACUGACGGUGUGGCAGGAGUCUCCUGCAGUCGGCUGUGGGUUUUCGUUGGUGUAACUGUGAGAGGUGCGGUGAAGCUCUUGUUUUUGCAGAGCUCGAGGGUGGGGGGGGGGGGGGGGGACUGAAGGACAAUGGAGAGCUGAAGCGUCUGAGUGUGACUGGUCUGUUAAAGUUGCUGGAUAGAUGGUAGAGCAAGUCUCGGAGCUGGGUGGUGCCUCCAGAAUUCAACUUUGUCACAGUGUGUCACAAGGGUGCUGUCUUUUGCCAUAUGGGUUGUCCUACUUUUAAUCUCCCUUACACUGAGUGCUCCUCACAACACCGAAUCAGUAGAUCAUCACACGCUGCCUCGACAUGAGUUCUUUUUUUUUUUUUUUUUAUUGUCGUAACCGCAGAUGAAGGAAUGCUGCUCAUACAGACUGACCUUUCACUCCAGUUUGCCUUGAAUUUGCUCGGACACAGCAGCGUCCUUGUGAAGAACAACUGUUUCUGUCAGUGUUUUUGACGCCUGCGGCGGGUUAAACGCUACGUGUUCGUGUCAGACGUCUGGAGUUGUCCCAGUGCAGACGAAACACUGUGUUCGUGCAUAAUAUCACCACUAACUGUAUCUGCUGUUCAACAGAUGUGUUCUCUUUUUACAGGGAUUUACUGUAUGUGUGUGAGUUUUUAAGUCUGCUGCUUUAUUGUUUGGGGAGGAGAUAAAAAGAGAUUGAGAAAGGGAAAAAAAAUGAAGAAGUAAUGAUAUUUGAGUGUCCCUGCUGAGGCUUUUGUCUUGUUUGUUCCUGUGGAGCCAUGCACUGCUAUUUAGCCCCUCGCUGGUUUCGAAUGAGUUUCCAAGUUAUGCUGAGCAACGAGGGGAACGAUGUCUGCAGUCGGAGUUAUCCAAAGCGAUCACUGUAUGUUUUAACAAGGGUGCUGAAUCUGUGGAUUGUUAUUCCUGCGACAGGAGGAGGUUUCCAGUGAUCGAUGUCUCUGAGAUCCCAAUUCUGCAUUUUAUUCAGCUUUAGAGCAAACUAUUUGUAUUAAAGAGGAGGGUUUUCUGUACUUUUGUACGUUUUUUUGGGGGGGUUAGUGCACCUUUUCAUCUUUUAAAUGGGCCUAGUCACAUAAAGAAGACACAAAAAAACAUGGACUCGUCUUCAAAUAAAAGAAAAUAUGUCACGCGUUCGUCCUGAUAGUGUUUACUCCUUUUUGAGCCUGAAAAGAACUUUGCACCAGACGCGAUCAGCAGACAUAAACAAUUGAUGCAGCUACUUUACGAGCCAGUAGAUCGUCCGGCGAUGCCUUGCAGUAAUGUGACAGCUAAGCGUGGAUGAAGACCAACCCGAGCUACAGGGUUAGGGUCACUUAACCUCUUUCUUUUUGCACCUCCACUGGACGUUGCUGAUCCGUUCAGCUCCAUUGCUUCUCCUCGUUUACUCAUUGCCAGAAUUUGCAAUAUCAGACUGUCAGUCACGUGGUCUUGUUAAGGUAAAUAUGCACAAAAGUGGUUAAUUUGAUGAAAAACAAAGCCAAAACAAAGUGCAAAACACAGAAAUGACAAAAAUAUAGUCAACAGGGCACCAUCAUUUAAUUGGAAAACCUUUGUAUGCAACCAGAGUGAGCUACUGGCGUAGAAAUUCUUAAAAUCAUAAUUUGUGACUGGGCUCCUUUAAAGAAUCCUGUUUAGCUAAAAGAAUUAUGCCACUCAAAAUCCUAAAUUUAUUUACCUCACAAUAGUUAGAUUGAAAAAAAAAAACACAGAAUGAUUCUUAACUCCAUGUCUUACGAUCAAAAGACUUAUUUUUUUCUUUCUUUGUUUGGGGGUCGGGGCCUAUCAGAGAAGAAGUAUCUGAAGAUGAUCCGCAUUUGAGUUUAGUGGUGUUGUUGUUAAUGAAGGAAAAAAGCCUAAAAGUAUUUGCAUUAAAAUAAAGUUCCCAUAAAGAAAAAAAAA